Aquila chrysaetos chrysaetos is the source of this 8471-nucleotide messenger RNA. It is a transcript of the gene FTO, whose product is annotated as FTO alpha-ketoglutarate dependent dioxygenase. The transcript is spliced from 9 exons. The record is from RefSeq and is a predicted model, not a curated record. The coding region runs from base 216 to 1673 and encodes 485 amino acids. Lineage: Eukaryota; Metazoa; Chordata; Aves; Accipitriformes; Accipitridae. Gene Ontology annotation, biological process: DNA alkylation repair; regulation of multicellular organism growth; RNA repair. Gene Ontology annotation, molecular function: ferrous iron binding; mRNA N6-methyladenosine dioxygenase activity; broad specificity oxidative DNA demethylase activity.
GAGAGGCCGACGGCAGCGCCUGCCCGGGCCGGAGCCCGGCAGGGCAUGGCCCAGGCGCACGGCCCUUCCCUCGCGGCUCUCCUUUCAAGUCGCUUUGGUUAAGCGUGCCCUGUGCGUGUGAAGUAAUCCCCGGUGCCUCGGGGGAUGGGGCCCGGAGGAGGGGCUGCCAGAAAAAAAAGCUUCUUGAAGAGCUUGGAGAGAAUAGACUUCCAUAUAUGACACCAGCCGAUGCUGAUUUCCAUCAGUUGUGGAAGACCAAAUAUUCCAAGCUGAUUUUCAGAAAAUCUGAUACAAUACCUGAAGAGCUCCAUCAAAUGGUACAAGAAGGCUUUCUGACCUUGCGAAAACACGAUUGUUUCUUUCAAGAUCUUGUAAGGAUCAAAGGAAAAGAUUUUGUUACCCCAGUGUCUCGUAUAUUAAUUGGAAACCCAGGAUGCACUUACAAGUACUUGAACACAAGAUUAUUUACAGUUCCUUGGCCUACUGAAGGUUAUGAUAUAAAAUAUUGCAGUCCUGGAGUACAUGAUGCUUGUAAAGCAUUAAUCAGACUUAAUGACUACUUGCAUAUUGAAGCAGUCAAGGCAUUACAAGGACAAAAUUUGUUUGAGACCAAAGAAAUUAAAGAUAGUACUGUAACAGAUAGGGAGCAAAAUUUUGCUACUUCUUUUACGGAGAAAGGGUCUGUUUCAAAAGAUCAAAGCAAUUGUUGUGUAUCAGAGGAUGACUACAUAAGUCUAAAGAACAGAACAUCUUAUAACUUGACUUUAUUAAAUUAUAUGGAUCCACUCCAAAUGCUGUACUUGAAACAAGAACCUUAUUUUGGAAUGGGGAACAUGGCAGUGAGCUGGCACCAUGACGAGAAUCUGCUUGAAAGGUCAACGGUUGCUGUGUACAGUUAUAGCUGUGAAGGUUCAGCUGUGGAAGAAAGUAAUGAACAAAAACUGAAGGGAAGAGACCCAGCCGUUUGGCAUGUAGGCUUGAAGGUAGCAUGGGACAUAGAGACACCUGGAUUAGCAAUACCACUUCACCAAGGAGACUUCUACUUGAUGCUUGAUGAUCUCAAUAUGACACAUCAGCACUGUGUUCUGGCUGGUUUUUCACCUCGAUUCAGCUCAACUCACAGAGUGGCAGAUUGUUCAAGAGGAACAUUGGAAUACAUAUUUGGACAAUGUGAACUGGCACUCCAGAAUUUACAGACUGAUUCUGAAUCAAUGGCUUUAUCUUUGAAAUCACUGGAAACUGCAGUUGUAAAGCAAGUGGAAGAAAUACAUAAUGAGGUUGAAUUUGAGUGGCUUAGGCAGUUUUGGUUUCAAGGCAAGCGGUAUUUGAAGUGCACUGAUUGGUGGCUUAAGCCUAUGGCUAAAUUGGAAGAAUUCUGGAGAAAAAUGGAGGUUAUGACAAGCCUCGUCCUCUCUGAAGUUGGAAAAGAGGAACAAAUUGAGGAACAAAGGAAUGAAACUCUCAGCUGCUUCUUGCUGGUUCUUACUGAGCGACAAAAGCUGCGUAAAGAAUGGACAGCAAGAUGCCAGUCAGAAGCGGCAGAGAGCUUGCCAGAAGACCAGAAACCAGAAUGCCAUCCCUUCUGGACAGAUGAUGAAUGUAAUAUGCCUCUGCCAUAUGAUCUUGAAGAAGUAAUUGCUAAUCUACAAAAUCUUGUUCAGUCGGUGGAAUAACAAGUGACCUUCCAGCCUGGAAUUAUUGAUGCUCAUCAUUUGGAGAGAAGCCUUGUAGUUUAACAUAAAUCUUUUCAGCUUUAUGAUUCCUUGAUCAUGUGUUAUUUUAUGUGUCAAUGCAGAUUUUACUGGUCUUCACACAGUACCUUUGUUACUGGCUCAUUAUAAAAAAGACCAGGCCUCAAAUCUACAGAAGCAGGUGGCUUUUAAGACCUGAAGUCCAGAACACCAGCCUCAUUUAUUUGCUCCUCCACUCUAAUUCCCAUUGACCCUACAGCCCAUGGAUAUCUGUGUUUCCACAAGUUCCCUUGGCAUCUAAAUUUCAGCUUCCAGGGAUGCCGAGAACUGCCUCUGGCUCAGCAGGUUUGAGCAACACAAGGCAUAGCUCACACCUCUGACAAACCAGAAUCCACAAUCUGGGCAUCCUAAUGAGAGGCCAGCUUGGGGUGAGCCUGCUGGACAUCUUUAGAAUAGAGCUGUGACUUCUUUAUCCACUAACAUAGACAGAGGUGGAGGAGAUGGUGGAGAAAGUCCUUUAUGCAAUGGCUCUUCGUUAGAGCAUUUUUUCAGAUGAGGAACUCUGAAGGAGCAUCCUGACAUAGAUCCCAAGACUUUCUUGCUGUUUUUCAUCAUGGCAGUUGAGUAGUACUGGGAGAGAUUUCCGAUGUGAAUCUACACCUCCUGGGCUCCCUGGAACUCCAAAUUCGGUUCCUAACUAUCACUUUUUUUCUGCGUGCUGUGAAUCCUAUUCUGAGGGCAGGUUUCCCAGUGUAUUGUCUAAAGAGCUGAUGGACCUAAGUAAGGGUUUCCAUUUGGGGUGUCCUGACAGAUUAGAUUUAGGUUGUCUGAUACUGGGCAUUGCAGCAUCUGUGUUGAUCUAGUGAGAUUUAUGAGAACAAAACCAGAAGACUAUGAGAAAUGAAGCUGUUUGUCACCUGUUUUGUAGUAACAUGCUAUGAAAAGAACAGUUCGAUGGUGGAUGAUACAGGGCACUCCUGAAUGAGAGAGAGAUUUUUCAUUUGGUUAAGUUGCUAUUUUAACUCGAGCUGGUGUACGCCUUUUCCUUUGCCAUAAAAAAGCAGAAGAAAAUCAUAUUAUGGUGAAACAGCACUCAGUCUGUAUUACCACUACAAAAGAAACCAGUAAGACUCAGAGCUUGAUGUUGCCACCAAGAAAUUAAUAUGCCUCCUGUGUUAAUCUUCUGUUUAAAAUCACUGUUGAGGCCAGGCUUACCCAGAGCAUACCAGUAUACUGUGUUGGCAAAGUGCUCUGUGUGCGGAUGAGGCUUGUACUGCCGAAAAUUGUACUUUUGACAGUAUAACAUAUGCCAGACCUCCCUGGAGCUAAAGAAGCUGUGCCAGCAAAAAUUCAGUUUUAGUGGUAUAAAACUGUGUCCACACCUACCAGCUUUUGCCAGGACAAUUAUAUCAAGUGGAGCUUGUACCUCUUAACACCUUUGACGUAGCUAUGCCAGCAAAAGUAUGAAGACCUGCAUCAAGCAUUUUCAUUGUAGUCCUGGACUUCUGCAAAAACUGUGAGCCACCCUGUAGAAUGUAAAGACUCUCUGAAGAAUAAAUUAUUAUUUAAAGUAGGUUUGAUUACAUUAUAACCUUGAUCCAUACAUUCGUCUAUUGUCUCUUGUGCCACAGAUUUCUUAACAUUUUGAAAUACUACGUUAUGGGCAUAGCUUUUUCUUUCCCGCGCUAGCUAAAGCUGGCUUUACCAGUGGGCAAAUAGCGUAUAUUUGGAUUAAUGCCACACUAAAUACUGUUUACUUUGGAGAUCACUUAGAGAAAAGCUAGCUGAAGAUGUGGGAAUUCUGCUUUUGAAAAGGCAGUUCUCACAGAAACAGAUAUUACUUUGGAAAUGAGCAAGAUGAAUUCAAACAAGCUAAUGAUGUAACAGUGUUAACACAGCGUUUGAGGGGAUUGUUUGUUUGUUUAUGCUGUUACUUUAUGAUUAUUUUGUGUUUAAUUAAGCGCUGCUAGAAACCAUGGGGAUCACAGUAUUGAAAUGCAUCUGACAGCCAUAAAGGGUAGAGAAGGCACAUCAAUGUUGUGGUUUGUUGCUGAAGUGGAGGCAUAGCUAUUAAAAAAUGAUUGGCAAAUAAUUAUUCCAGCAGUAGUGAAAAAAAAACCCACUGGGUUUUGUCUUGUAUUAGGAGACUGCUGGCAGCAAUGGUAGAAUUUUAAAAAAUACAUGAUUCCAGGUCUUGUCUAUGCUGAAGAUUUAAGCUAGUGAAUUAGCUGAACUAGUACUAGCCUCAUUGCAGUCAGAUAGCACUCAUUUAAGCCAUGGGUGGCAAUGACUUAGAUAAAUGAACACCUUUGGAAUGGAUAAGACCUAAGAUUCACUGGCAAAAUACCAAUAAUUAAGUGGUUAAAGAGGAUUAAUGCUCUGUGUUGCAUUCCAGUCUCACAUCAUCUAAAGCAGUGUAACAUGAUUGAGUUCAGUUGAAAUACAGAAGUAUAAGAAGAUUUCUUAUCUCCAAAGCCCACAGGAGUUGAUAGCAAAGACAUGAGUAAGGUUGAUGGAACUGUUUGAAGCAUCUAGUAAUGCCAAAGGGUACCCCAAGAGGAGAACAUGGUUAAAGGUAAAUAUCCGUAAAAAACCUGAGAGAUCAAGUGUAAAUUAUUGCUGUGUUUGGAUUACAUACUAGAAGCAGCAAAUACUUCAAAGUUUUCUUUAUUUUAUUCAAAUAGUUGUAAUUUAGCUCAUGUUGCAAUGAUACUUGAGCAAUCCAUUUAUAUUCCAGCAUUAGGUAACCCAUUUCCAUUUUGGAUGAGCUGAAAGACACAGCCUCUAAUGGAUGUUCUGUGUAUAGCAGCUGUUUGCCAAGUCUGGAUGCUCUAGAGGCAGGAGGACCAAGGUCAGGUUUGUUCAGGGAAGAGGUGAGAGCAUAAGUUAGCUUCUAACAUUAGAUUUAGUGAUUCUUUUUAAAUGGUGAAGUUGAUGACUUUGCUUACAUUUACUUUUCAUCAGCCAUGAAAGAAUUAAGGUAAAAUAGUUCACUUGCACGUGUGCAUCAGGCUAAAUGGAUUACAGAAGAUACAGAUCUGUUUGCCUGUCUGCACUUGCCUUUAGACAAUAUUCAUCAAUUUUACAAAAGCUACUGACUAAACAUGGAACCAAUACAAAUUGAAUGCUCGAGGCAAGGGCUUUCUUUAAAAAAUCUGAUACAGAGUUGGUUUUACACUGAUAGAAAGAAAGUGUUGGCAGAAAAUGAAAAACUUGCAUUGUUUCUGUAAUUUGGGGGAUGAAAGGUAAAGGCCGUUUUUAUGUAUUUGAUAGAAAACUGCUGUGUUAUGCAAUGUAAUUAGAAAUGUUUUUAUAAUGCUCUAUUCAUACCUCUGUAUAUGAAAAUACUUUAUCCUGUAGGUCCUUUCUUCUUUUUAAAAGGCUAUGUAAAUAAAAAAUAUUAAUCUCAGCACAGUAGAUUUUAAAGGUAUCAUGCUUAUGCUCUGAGCAUUACAGCAGAUUCUGAUUAUCUAAAGUGUAAAUAAGAAUGCCAUCAGUAAUCACUGACUGGAAACUGUCCAGGACAGGUAACAUGCAGCAUAAUAAAUAUCCAAAUCAGUUGUCUUAUUAUCAUCCAGAUAUAGUUUUAGUUUCACUGGAAACGAUGCAAAAUGCACUUUAAAAUGUUGCUGGACUUCUUAAUGCUGUGGGACAGAUUCAGGGACUCUAGUGCCAUAAAAGCAAAAGAAGAAAUUAAAAGAAUACUAAAAUCCAUCAUGAAAGAUGGCUAAAAUGUUGUAGUGUGUUAAGAGUGGGCAUUGCUCCUUUCUCAGUUAUUGUAGUGCCAUUCCAUUAGUCCUGUGUCAUGCAGCGGGAUUUGGGCUAAUGUAACAGAGAUUAAACUAGCCCAGGAGCUGAUGUCUAAGCUGGGAUGAGAGGAAGGGAAGAGAGGCGAGGUGAGAUGCAUGAGAUGCAAGGGAUGUGCUUUCUCAUGGCCACAACUUUAUUAACUGAACUCAUAUGGGAGUCAUUGAGCAGUAACUUGCACAGUGCAGGUCAGGAUCUCUCCCUUAAUUGUUACCACCUGGUGCAAAGUUAAUGUUGGCUCCUUAACCCCCCUCAUGGCCCUGACAGCUGGUCCUCAGCUUUUUGCUAGGAGCUGACCACUGUUGUCUGGCACCAAGGUUACAGAGCUAGGAAGAGUGGUUGUCCCACUGUAGCAACAGGCAUGAGAAACCCUGAUUCCCAGCUGCAGCCUUCACCUCUGUCCUACUACACCUCCGUGGACUGAAUACCUCCACUCAACAUCUGUUUCCCGUCUGAGAUUCAAGUUGCUGCAGCUCAUCUUCUGAACUAUCCCACUGGGGCAGUGAGCUGCUGUGGAGAAGGGUCAGACGAACAAACAGAACACUGUUUGCAGUGAGGUUCCUCGUCCAAAAAAAGACAACCACUGCGCUCCCCACAGCAGAGUGAAAAGCUCAGCCCUAUGCUACGCUAGCAUUAGAGGGUGGGAGCUGUUAGGUAGUGAUGAAAGACUCGGGCAAAAACACCAACAUUCAAUGUUUCUGAGGACUUCCAACUUCUGGCUAUCACCUCACCCCACCUGUAAGGGCAGAGGCAAUCCCGAAUAGAACCACUGUUCUCGUCUUUUUCUCAGUUCCUCCUCCCAGACUCAUCGCCUUCAAUGUGGCUGGGCUUGCAUCUUAAUUUACAUUCAUCUGUCCUCUUCACCUUAGAGUGGGGGCAUUCACUGAACAAGGGAAGAUAAUUUAUGCAGUUGCAAAAAGCCUGUACUUAGUAAGGCUGCAAAACCGGCUGAAUAACAUGUCAAAUAAAAUCCAACAAAUAACUGAUAAAAUUAUCACAUUAAAAUGCUGAUGUUUGGGUGUGAGCCCUUCACACAUGACAUGAAAACCAUGGUGUAUCUUCUUGUUGCUUUGGAGAUAGCAUUCAUAACUCACAUGAUAGAAAAGGACGUACUAUGCUAUGGUUUACUUCCUCUAAUACUCCACUGGUUUUAGAGUGCUUGUGCAUGAUGAAUCAGAAUUUGGUCACAAAAGUUGUUCUCCUCCCCCUCCGUAUCGUCAAAUAGUUGCUUUCAUGCCAACACAUCUUGGUCUGAUUAGUUCCCCUGAUUAGAGGCUAAAGUAAAAAGUCAGGUGUAUAGGAUUCCCAUUAUCCUUUAUUUCACUGCUUCUAAGAACAGGUCAGAUAGAGUUAUUUCAGUGAAAAUGUGAACAAUCAACUUCUGUUUACCAUUAACCUUCAGUUUUCUUUUCUUAAAAUCAAAUCAGGGCUUGGUAGGCAGUUAUUUUCAUACAUGUCCCUUGAUCAGUGGAACAAUCUGUCAAAAGCCAUUAAAGCCUCUAUUAGGUUGAAUUGCAUUCAAAGCUAAACUAUCCAAUCAUUGAAAGGGCUGUGAUGAUUGUUUUUAAUACAGUAUACAUUGAUUUCUCUCUCUGAGUAGUAACAUAACUUUGAAACUAAGCAUGUAUGACUAGGGCUUUUUGCUAUCCAGCAUGUCCUGAGAAGCUUGGUUUCUUGUGGAAGAUGAAUGUCUACAUAAAGGAAAAAACAAAUGCAGUGAAAUCACCUGUAUAUUCUCAGAAGCUUUUCCUCCAUUUUUUCCUAUUUCAUUGUAUUCAUCAAGGUGUAACAUAUAUGGAAUGGGAAGAAAUUUUCCAAGGUCCUUUGCUGAAAAGCUUCACUGAAAAAUUUAACAUCUAAUUGUAGUAAUACUUUAAAGUGGCUUUUUAUCUUCAGAUCUCAGGAUGCUCUACACAGAGAAACUGAGGCAGAGGUCAAAAGUGCAGCUGUGUUCUGACUGCUAAUGCUGGAACCAAGCAUACGUAACCCUCCAUCGCUGGCAUGUCCCAAUUACUUCCAGUUAAUCAGCUCAGUUAACAGAUUAAAGAUGCUCUCAUAGAACUUUUUCUCUCCAAAGAUAUAUCUGAAGGUGGAGCUGGAAUCUGUCCUCCUCAUGUCAUAUUUACCAUAUUAUUUAAUUGCAUAACAUACAAUAAUAUAUCUCAUGUAAUAGAGAUCUUUCAAGCCUCCUAAUGUUUGAUUAAACUUUCCAGUGAAUCUUUUAGUUACAUUCCAAGUCCCUGAGCUCUCAAUGGGAAAGGUAAAUUUUAUUGGAACUAUUAAAUUAUUCCAUGGAGAAUGUGCAGAUGUGCAGUAUAUAAUAUAAUACAAUAUAAUGCAAUCCACACUCUUUUAGCUCUAUUUUAAGUAUGUCCACUGCACAUCCCACAAGGUAGUAUAACUGCUGUACUAGGAAACUCUUAAGAAAAUACCCUAUGGGUAUUUGGGUGCUAUUUAUCAAGGUGAAGAUGCAUUGCUGGAACAAACUGGAAUGCUGGUUAUGCACCUGUUAGCAGUUUCGUCUGGUACCUAUUUGGUAGUCUGGUAGUACUUUACUGAGAGCACUACUUUUCUAGUUAUUUUGAUGAACAUCCUAAUAAUUUAUUACCCAAACAUUAUCAAAGCAUUCCACAAUUCUUUCAUUGCUGUUCUUUCUCUUCCAUCCACUGAUGCCCUUUCUUUCCCUUUUGUCUCAGUAUUAACAGUAAUGUUAUUAACAAGUUGUGUUCUUUGUUAGGCUGACAUGACUUUAAAGUGAGAAAACUGAAAAACUAUGUAUCAGAUAGCAUUCUGUCAAGUACAUUUAUUUUCAAAGCAACUUAUUAGGAUAUUUUUGCUCCUUGCUUAUUUGGUACUGCUAUGUGUAAUUUUUAUUAAGGACUAUUUAUACAACACCGCGAGGUAUACGGUGAUAUUUAAGUUUGUGUUACGUAUUUGCUAAUUUACUGACAUUUAUAAAAUAAACCACUUAAA